UGGACUGAAGCGCGCGCCUGUGCACGAGCCGACGUCACUGACAACAGCGGCAACGAGCACUCAGUGUGAUUUCAACAGCAACACAUUUCAACGUCAGAUCGCCUUUUAUUUAACACAAACAAAUGAAAUGAGUACUCUGACAGUCAACUAGAGAUGUUCCGUUUGUUAUAGUCAGUCCACUCCCUCGGAUAACACCCAAACAGGACUCUUCUCAAAGAAUGCUCCUCAAAGCAAAAAUAUUUCAGCAUUCAUGGCACAAAAACUUGCUCUUUGAAUAUUCCCUACAGAAUGGACUACAGUUCUAUACCAUGCUCAGACUGGAAUGAAAACCAUGUUAGCUCAUGGUUACAGGUUAUUGGGAUUAAACCAGAGCACAUUCAGAAACUUGAGAAAGAAGAGGUAACAGGACCUGUUCUUCUAAAUGUUACAAAAUCAUACUUAAAAGAACUUGGUUUUGGAGGUGGCCAAAUACAGCUUUUGCUGUGUAAAAGAGAUGAACUUUUACCACCAGACAAGUCAAAAACAAAUAAAAAGAAACCUUUAGAGGAAGCAAAACAUGAAGCUGUGUCUUCCAGUGAUGUCACUAGUCCUGAAGAAAACUUCUCUACGAGUGAUAUUCCUGAAACAUCUGUGUCAUUGCCACAAAGUAGGUAUCGGAAAUUUAAUGAUAAUGAUGAACACUUCAGGUAUAUAAAACAUGCUGUACUCCCACCAGAGACUGGAAUAGACAGUCUGAUCACUCCAUGUCAUGAGUAUAAAUCUCUGGAAAUUGCCUGUACAUUAGAACCAAGAAAGCUAAAGAUCAAAUUUGCCAGUGAAGUCGUUCGAUUUGCAUGUGCAUGCAUGAAUAUGCGUGCAAAUGGCACAAUCCAUUUUGGAGUCAUGGACAAGCCAAAAACAUCAUACAAACACGGAGAGAUAAUUGGAAUACCAAUUGAAGACAAAGAGGUCUUUGAAGAUGCUUUAGACUACAUUGAAAACUGUUUUCCAACACAACACUCUGAUGCCAGAAAGUGUAUCAAGCCUCCAAAAUUAAUUCCAGUAACUGACAAAGACAGUAAGGCCCAAAACUGGAUUGUAGAAGUAGAUGUAGUUCCCAUGGUGAAUGUUGUGAGGGAAAAACUGUAUAAUGCCCGUAUUCCAAAGUUCAAUGAGAAAGCAAAUAAAGUUGAAUAUGAGCAAAAAGCUUAUUAUCAAAGAGUCGGACCUAAUACACCACGUGUUACUGAUGAUGAACUUGUCAGUUUCGUUCAAGCUCUCGAAGACCUUGACCAAAAAAGAGAAUUUGAAGAAAACAACCAGAAUCAGAUACUGGCUCAUGUUAAAGUGGACUUAGGAAGAAAACUCUUAGUCCUUCUGACACAUGGUAAGAAAUACAUGGACAAAACAUUGCGUUACAUUAUUGUUUCAAACAGAUUUGAUCAAGAAAACCUACAAAACAUCAAGUUCCUGGCCCACAUGAAUAUCUUCUGUGUUUUUGAUUAUGACCCUGACUCAAAAUUAUCUGGACUUUGUCACAAUUACCAAGAGCACCAUGCUGUAAACCUUCACUUCCUGCGUGAUUAUGAUCAUAGGGAGAACACUGCUAACUUUGUCAAGAAGUUACAGCUCUUUGACAGAACAAGCUGGAUAUUCUGCAAUGGUCGAAAUGAUUACAUUGGAGGUGAGCGUCCAUGUGAUGAAAAAACCUGGAUCAAAAACAAGAAAAAACUGUUGAAAAGAGCUAUAUCUGUGAUCUGCAAUGAGAUUCUUCCCAAAGGAUCAUUUGUGGUGCUUUUCAUUCUCACUUCUGACAUUGAACAACCCCUUGUUGACACAUUUCAUGAAUUCUAUGCAGAAAUGAGUGGCCAUGAGGACAUAGUUAUCUUCUCUGAGUCAAGGGAGAAUUAUAAGAAAUGGUCAAGCUUUGCCCAAGUGUCUUGCUCGAUGGAUGUGCUCGAACAAAUCAGUAUUGUUGGUAUGCCAAUGAGUCACGUAGAUGCCACAAUUCAAAGCAUUCAGCUCACAAGUCUUCAGGCCACAAGGUGUUUGCCCGUGUCAAACAGUGGAGUAUGUUUUAUAAAACCUGUGGAUGAGGAGCAUAUGAACUCCUUAGAAGUAGUCAGUGUUGACCAGUGUGACGAAACAAACGUACAUGUCAUGGGACAAGAGCAAAUCAAGAAAACUGAACAAUACUUCUAUCAAGGAGGGAAAAUUGACUGGAUGAAUUUGUGGCUGGCUGACAGAAAUCAAUGUGAGGAAGUCAUCAAACGUGAUGCAUACGCAGAAAUCAACAAAAUGUUGGAAGACCUUGAGCGGACUGACUCAUUAAAACGGUCCAUUGAAUAUAUCAACAUAUAUCAUCAACCUGGUAGUGGUGGAAGCACGGUGGCACGACAGAUCCUCUGGAACUGGAGGGGGAAAAUGCGAUGUGCUGUUGUUAGGCAAUCUUCCCAGGCCGCAACUGUCUGUGAACAUGCAGUACAGCUUUGGAAAUACGAGGAGGUUGACAAGAAUGCCUGUUUACCUGUACUUCUGUUGCUGGAGGAUUGUAAUGCAGACUAUCAGGAUGACCUCCGACGAGAAUUAAGCAAUGCAGUCACAACAAUGAAAAUAAGUCCAUCGAAACUUUGUUUCAUCAUUCUCUGUUGUAAAAGGUCUCUUGAUCCAGAAAGGAUGUGCAAAGCAUUGCCUUUACGCACAGUCGGAGUUACACACAAACUGUCACCAGCAGAAAAGACACUCUUCUCAAAGAAAGCAGAGAGUCUCGAGCUGAAGUUUGAACCAGAGUUUAUACUCACUUUUGUGCUCAUGAGUAAAGAGUUUGAACAGUCUUAUGUCAAAGACUUUGUUGAAAACCUGCUGAAGGAAAUUGAUCACUCAUCUCUUCAGACACAGUUGAUCAAAUUUGUGGCACUUCUGAACAGCCAUAUUGAGAAUUCUCACCUGUCUGUAUCACACUGUGAGGCAUUCUUAGGUUUAGGAGUCCGGUUUGAAAAAUCGGAUAAAACAGCCAAACAGCCAACAUUCACAUGGGCUGAUGAAGUUCGAUAUCAAACAUUUGAAAAUUCCUUAAGUGAGCAAGCCAGGUUUUUCUUCAUACAGUUAAAAUCUAGCGAGACGCAUAUCUCAUCUGUAAGAAUAAUCCAUCAUUUGAUAGCCAAGGAGAUUCUGGAGCAGCUCCCCAACAAUCAGAGCCAAAGUGAAAUAGCAAUGAGUCUCCUAAAGGACAAAGUGCUGUUCGACCACAGAUUUGGAAGGGAUCACUUUCAAAAGUUGGUCAGAGAUCUGUUUAUCAAACGGACCAAAAAAAGCAAAGGAGAUCCAAACGACAGUUGGUUUUCUCCUUUAAUAGAGCAUGUUAGGAAGAAAGAUCUGGAGAAAGCCAUUGACCUUUUAAAGGAAGCUCACACUCGUUUUGAUGAGGAUGCAUUUGUUGCUCAGCAGCUUGCACGACUGCUUAAUGAAAACAAACGCUUUGAGGAAGCAGAGAUUUGGGCUAAAAGUGCCAGGUCUCGCCUCCCACAGCACACAUACAUACUUGACACACUGGGACAAGUAUACAAAAAGUGGUUCUAUGGAAAACACGAUGACAUAUGCAUGAAAGGCUCUAUUCAACCAGAGGAUGUCACUGAUAUCAUUGAUACUGCUCUUAAAGGAAUCACUGCUUUCAGAGAAUCUGAAAAAUGCCCCCAUUCACAGACCGUCUGCUUGAACAAUUCAUAUUUUGGAGAAGUUGAUAUUGGAUGUCGAUUGCUUGAGCUCUUUUUAAAUGUAGACAUUUUUGCUACCAGAGAGGGAAACAGAGAGUUGAUGGAUUACCUGCUCACUGACUACAUACCGAAGGAAGUACAGAAACCGUGGCAGAAGUUUCAUGGACUUUUAAAAGGAAUGAAAAACAGCAUUAGAAAUGCCUUGGAAUGUAUUUCUGAGGAUCUUGCUCGCUUCCAGAAUUACAGUUCUGAGGAAGAGGAGGAAUUGGAUGAAGGAGAACCUGAAACGGUAAAUAAUCCAAGAAAAUGGCUCCUCAGGAAAUGUGCUGUGUAUGCCAAGUUAUUCUUUGUUGACACUCAAGAGGAUCAGGCUUCUGAUACAGACACAUUUUCCCCAUUGAUGAGACAAAUGAAAACUUUACAACUCGGAGGUGGUAAUGUUACGACAAUUCUUUACCUGCUCUCUGACAACAGUAAACAAAGAGCUGGAGCAAAGCUUGAGGAAAUAAUUAGCCUUUUCCCAGCUAACUUGAAGAAGGAUCUUGACCAGACGGAGCUCAUAAACUUCAUCUUCUGUCAGAUAGCGCUCUCCUGUGCUUCACCUGGCUCUGGGAAACUUCUUACCAUUGAAGAACUUCAACAUCUCAGCAGGCGGUUUUGCAGUGAAAAGAGAACUGCCUUACCAGAUACUGCAUAUUUGCUCCUUUCACUCUUAUUUUGGCCAGAGGACUCUAUGGGCCAAGAGCCCUCCAAUACAAGAAGCGAUGUUGCCACAAAUGCAAUAAAAGCACUAAACAGAUAUUGUGCUGCCUCAAGAAAAGGAAGGAUUUUCACCCACUUUCUCCUUGGAAAAGCAAGGGGUCUGAAUAAAAUUGUGCACAAGACCACAAUUGAAAAAUUGUGCAAGGGUACCCUCGGUGAGAGACGCCUCAAGUGGAAAGGGGGUGAAGUGUGGACAAACACAGACGUGGUAAAAGUGCUUAAACGUGUUAUUGGAUACACUGACAAUGGAAAUCUGUUUGUUCGGGUAUCCGAUCAAAGCAACAUCAGAGUUAUUCCACUUUUUUCUGCCUCCGUGCCAAAUUCAAAUGAGAAUGUGACCUUCUACUUGGGGUUUUCUCUUCACGGAUUAGUAGCUUUUGACAUCAAGGUGGCAGAGUGAAAGCCUACCUGAAACUACAACUGAGAGUUUCCAUAUACAGCAUACAAUGAAUUCAAAUCACUGUAAGGGAGCUGAAUGAUAUGAAUAUAUAUAGAAGAAUAUGCAUCUGGAUUUGUAUAUUAAUUUUGUGCUUUUUGACGUUUGUCUCUUAAGCUUGGGAUACACUGCACGAUUUUAGCAAUACUAUAAGAUCAUUACAAAUCACACUGUGCAACAUGGAUCUAUUAAACUUGGGUACGACAUGCAUGUAGACUGUACGAUGAUGACACCUGUUGAAUCGUAGGCUACGAUGCAAGUUUCUAUAGAAGCAUCAUCAGCAUGCACUAGUGGUAAACAAAAAGACCAAGUUGAACCACACUUUGGCAGUUGUAGUUUUUAUGUGUGCUGAAAAAAAAAGGAAGCGGCGAAAGAAGGGAAAACAACUUGAGAUAAGCAGUUUUAAGUUUUAGCGCCAUGUUGAGUUGAUUUCAUGUCACAUUUUUAUUGGCUGGUCAGUAGAAGUAGGUCGUAGCAGCAGAUACACUGUGCGAUGAUCAUGCUGAAUUUCUGACACUGUCAGAAAAUGAUCGUAGUCUGUCUUUGGUCGCAAGACCGGGAAAACGGCCGUCUUUGAACCUCGCACACUGUACGACAUAGGUCCACCGAUUAAGAGCCACAAUCAAAGAUGUCACCACGAUUAUUUCACGAUGACAAUCUUUUGUCUGGGACAGCCGAAAAUCUUGCAGUGUAUCCCGGGCUUUAAACCUGUUUUAAGGGAAUAUUGUUGAAUGAUAAAAAAAAAAAAAUCUUUAUUUUGAAUUUUAUUUCAGUUGGAAAUGAAACAUUGCAAUGGUACUGUUGCAGCAAAUAAUGUUUUACGAUGUUUUUUUUUUAUCCAUGCUAUCAUUUAAUCCUAUAUUUUUCAAGGCAUGAUUUUCUCUUCACUUUGGUGGCACAUGUAAAAAAUGAUAAAAGUCAUAACUAACUUUAUAUACUUAAGAUGCAUUGUUGUUAUUUAGUGAUAUUUCCUUGAAUUUGUCAAUAGGAAGAUGUUUAGGGAAAAAAAAAAAAUUGGGGGUUGGUGACUUUCAGUUAAAUUCAAUGUAUAUAUAUAAAUUUGUAUUACAUAAACUUUAGAAAUGGUUGUAGAAAUAUGCCUGAUAUUGCAUUACAAAACUGACAGAUCUGUUACCAUGUUGAAGAACAGUAGUUCCAGUAUGCAAUUCUGUAUUGUCCUGUGAUACAUUAAACGUGUGGUAAUAAAUGAUUGUUCCCUCCA
Molecule: messenger RNA, 6112 nt
Organism: Megalobrama amblycephala (Wuchang bream)
Lineage: Eukaryota; Metazoa; Chordata; Actinopteri; Cypriniformes; Xenocyprididae
Product: sterile alpha motif domain-containing protein 9-like
Exons: 4
Coding region: 289-4854 (1521 amino acids)
Cellular component (GO): cytoplasm
Molecular function (GO): protein binding
Source: RefSeq, a predicted model, not a curated record